This is a messenger RNA of Photinus pyralis (common eastern firefly), 2640 nucleotides long. It is a transcript of the gene Mkk4, whose product is annotated as dual specificity mitogen-activated protein kinase kinase 4. Lineage: Eukaryota; Metazoa; Arthropoda; Insecta; Coleoptera; Lampyridae. The transcript has 7 exons. Gene Ontology annotation, biological process: protein phosphorylation; MAPK cascade. The record is from RefSeq and is a predicted model, not a curated record. Gene Ontology annotation, molecular function: JUN kinase kinase activity; ATP binding. Bases 185 to 1426 code for a protein of 413 amino acids.
ACAGAGUGCGCAUACUCAAAAAUAGAUUAAGGAAGUGCAUAAAUAAAUUGCCACAAUUUUUACUUGUUUGUAAACUUUGAAAAUAAAAAAUAAUCUAAUAAUAAUGUGCGAUAAUUUGGUUUAAUACAUUCCUCCUUAAAACUCUUGCCAAGCUUAUAGUUUCCCCUUGAGUAGGCAACAAAAAAUGGCAGAUCAAUCAGGAAAUUCAACUAACCCAUCCCGUCGCCCAUUAUUAAAAAUGGACCUGCCACCGUCACAACAAAAUAUGACAUUCUCCUUUCGACCACUGCCUAACCAAUUAAACAUAACGGAAGGUAGUAUCAUUUGUACCUCUACGAACCGUCCUAAGAUGACUUUGCCAAAAGUUCCUAGAGCAGCCGUUGAUAUUGUUCAUGAGAAGACACGUUUUGGUGCACCAGAAAAGGUGAAAAUAAGAGAAUGCCGAUUUAGAAUUUCGCAAUCCAUACAAUCAACUGGAAAGUUGCAAUUAGCAGGAAAAAGUUACGACUUUACCUCGGACGAUCUUCAAGAUCUUGGAGAAAUCGGUCGGGGCGGAUUUGGUACCGUCAAUAAAAUGCUGCAUCGGAAGUCGGCGACGACUAUGGCCGUUAAACGCAUUAGGUCAACUGUUGAUGAGAAAGAACAAAAACAGUUACUUAUGGACUUGGAGGUGGUGAUGAAAAGCAACGAGUGCCCUUAUAUUGUACAAUUUUACGGUGCACUUUUUAAAGAGGGUGACUGUUGGAUAUGUAUGGAAUUGAUGGAUACGUCCUUAGAUAAAUUUUACAAAUUUAUUUAUGAAAAAAUGAAAAUACGAAUUCCCGAAACAAUUUUAGGAAAAAUUACUGUGGCAACAGUAAAAGCGUUAAAUUACCUGAAAGAGCAAUUAAAAAUUAUACAUCGCGACGUCAAACCGAGUAAUAUCUUAUUAGAUCGAAAAGGCAACAUUAAACUUUGCGACUUCGGUAUAUCGGGUCAAUUGGUUGACUCGAUAGCGAGAACCCGUGAUGCAGGUUGUCGCCCAUACAUGGCGCCAGAACGAAUAGAUCCCCAAAGGGGCAAGGGUUACGAUGUACGAAGUGACGUAUGGUCUUUGGGAAUUACACUGAUGGAGGUGGCGACCGGACAUUUUCCCUAUCCGAGAUGGUCGAGCGUUUUUGAACAGCUGCAUCAAGUAGUAAACGGCGAUCCGCCGCGCUUAUCGACCAAUCAUAAUGCAAAUAUAUUUACUGCGGAAUUUGUAAACUUUGUAAAUACAUGUUUGAUCAAAGAUGAACUAUCUAGACCCAAAUACAAUAAGCUGCUACAAGAUCCAUUUAUAAUUAACGCAGAAAAGGAAGAAGUUGAUGUGGCAUCAUAUGUUUCUGAUAUUAUGGAUGAAAUGGCAAAUAAUGGUGUCAGCGCUUUCACAACUAAUCAGCAGUAGUUUAUUAGAUUUCUAUUGCUCCAGUGUUUUUAAAGGGGUGUGUGAGGCAAAAAAUAAUUAUAAAUACUAUAUCAACACCAGUUUUAUAAAAUACAUUUUUAUUGUAAUGGUCCUAGUUUGUUAAGGGACAAGUGCCAUCAAAUGUUUUACUUUCUUAUUGCAACAUGGUUCUAUUUCAUUAACACUAGCCCAAUAAUUCUUUAUUCUUGAAAAGUACCAUUGUCGAUUCCAACUGCUCAAAAAAAAAAUCAAAAGGCACUGACCUGAAAGUGUGAAAAAAAAAUGUAUACAAAAUCAAAAGAAUAAGUACUUGAAUUGUUUUAAAGUGAGCAUUCAAAGAUCCGGCAGUAAAAGGGUCCUUUAACUCGUUUCAUUUGUUUAUUGUAAUUCAAAGCGUGUCAGAACCAUAUGCAUUUCUAUGCCUUUGGCUUCUCACACAUCGUUAACAGUGAAAGUUAUUUUAAAGGUGCUCAAAGUUUAAAAUGAUUUGGUUGAAGAAUUUAAUUACUGCAUGCGAUACGUCGAUUACAAUUUCGAUAACAUGGCAUAUUUUGUGAAUAAACCUAGGAAACUAAAUUUUUAAAAAUUCAACCUAUUUUUCCACCAUCGCGAGAUAAUUAUGAAAUGAAAAAUUUUGAUCUCAAUUAUGGUCAUAACUAACACUUUAUAAGAAGUAAAUGUACAUACCACUUAGCUGUAAAAUAAUUGUAAUUAUAAUGAAUGUAAAGCGGCUAGCUAAAUUGUUUAUGGAAAUGUCUAUUGUGUAGGUACUAGUUUUGUAAAACUAUUGUUAUAAUGUGUAUAAUUAAAAAAAAAACAGUAGGUAUAAAGUAUUUAUCUGAUAGUUAAUUAUUGUGAUUUUCCUUUUGUAGCAAUAGUGUCCCACACAGGAAUGUAAUGUACCAUUGCAUAUGUAGAUUAACCGUAGUUUAUUUUUGGAUUAUGAUGCGUGGACUGCACAUAUGUAUAAUUCAAAAGUUAUAUCAAUAUAAUCUAAUCUUUCGAUAAUAGUUCUAGUGUUCUCUCCCUUUAGGCAUCAAAGUUCAGAAGUAAACUUCUGUUAAUCGGUUUGUAACAUACGACAUUACAAUGUUAAGAAAUAUAAUAACAAUAAAACAGUUGCCUGUUACUUUAGCAUACCGUAUAGAGUACGUUUUGUAUAUAAAUGUUGUUAAAUAAAUAUUGUUUUUAAAUAUAUCGGAAGUCCAUUGUCA